UCAGCAAGGAAGGAGGGGGGAGGGGGCGGCACAGCCAGGGCCCAACAUUGUUUGACAACUGUCCAAUCAGGAAUGUACCCAGAGCGGAGGGCAGGCUUUUAAAGCCUCCCGGGCUUUCUCUGGAGCCUGCCAUUUUGAACGCCUUUGGGAGCUUCUGGUCCUCUGCUGCAGAGGCUCGGAAGUUUUUGGGUCCCUUGUCGCCCUGUGACCUGUUCCCCGCGUGGCAGGUCCCGCAUACCUCGGAAGCUAGGAGAUGGACCUGAUGACAUUUGGUGAUGUGGCCAUUCAUUUCUCUCCAGAAGAGUGGGAAUGUCUGGAUUGUGUUCAGCGGAACUUAUACAGGGAUGUGAUGGUAGAGAAUUACAGAAACCUUCUCUCUGUGGUGGUAUCUUCACAUUAUACCCAAUACUUUUCAUCAAAGGAGAACAUAAAGCGUUCAUUCCAAGAAGUAAUAAGAAGACAUGGAGAGUGUGGCAUUGACAGUUCACACUUAAGGAAAAAAUGGGAAAGUCAGGGCUCAAAAGAUCUUCAUCCAAGUUCCCACCUUCAAGACAAGGCUUGCAAAUAUAAAGAAUGUGGUAAGGCCUUUAAUAGUUGUUCAUAUCUUAAUGUGCACCAGAGAAUUCAUAUUGGAGAGAAACCCUUUGAAUGCAAAGAAUGCGGCAAAGCCUUUAUUGAUUGUUCAGCCUUUAAUUACCACCAGAGAAUUCAUACAGGGGAGAAACCUUGUGAAUGUAAAGAGUGUGGCAAAACCUUUAACAAACUUUCAAACCUCAGACAACAUCAGAGAAUUCAUACUGGAGAGAAACCUUACAAAUGUCAAAUUUGUGGCCACGCUUUUAACCAAAGUUCGCAUCUUAUUCGACACCAGAGAGUUUAUGUUGGAGAAUGUGACAAGUCCUUUAUCAAGUGUUCCACUCUUAGACAACGUCAUGCCAUUCAUACUGGAGCAAAGCCCUACAAGUGUAAGGAGUGUGGUAAGACCUUUGUUCAUAUUUCAAAUCUUACUCAACACCAAAACAUUCAUACUGGUGAGAAGCCAUUCAAAUGUAAAGAGUGUGGCAAAGCCUUCAGCAAUGGUUCAAGCCUGAAACGACAUCAUAUAAUUCAUACUGGAGAGAAGCCCUACAAGUGUAAACAGUGUGAGAAAGCCUUUACUCAGCUUUCAAAACUUUGUGAGCAUCGGAGAGUUCAUACUGGUGAGAAGCCCUAUAAAUGUAAAGAAUGUGGCAAAGCCUUUCACAAAUGGCCAUCAUUUAUGUACCACCAUAGAACUCAUACAGGAGAGAAACCCUAUGAAUGUAAAGAGUGUGGCAAAGCUUUUACCAAAGGCUCGGAUCUCAGAAGACAUCACAGAGUUCAUAGUGGAGAGAAACCCUACCCAUGUAAAGAGUGUGGCAAAGCCUUUACCACAAGCUCAAGUCUGAGAAAGCAUCAUAGAAUUCAUACUGGAGAGAAGCCCUACAAAUGUGGACAGUGCAGCAAGGCCUUUAGACGUUGUUCACACCUCACUGUACAUCAGAGAAUUCACACUGGAGAGAAACCCUACACAUGUAAAGCAUGUGGCAAAGCCUUUUCCAGAUCUUCAAGCCUUAGGUAUCAUAACAGAAUUCAUACUGGGCAGGGUGUGUCCACACAGAAAAUCGAAGACUUAAUGGACAUGGUGAAGAAGUUGCAGAAAGUGGGAAGCCUAGAGCCCCGGAUUGAGGUCCUGAUUAACCGCAUUAAUGAGGUUCAGCAAGCAAAAAAGAAAGCCAGUGAGGAGCUUGGAGAGGCCCAGACUGUCUGGGAUAGCCUGCAGAAGGACCUGGAGUCACUACAUGAAGAGAAAGUACGUCUGAAGGAUAUCUUGAACAAAAAGCAAGAGUCCCUGAGGAUGUUUCGGCUGCAGUGCCAGGAGAAGGAAAGCGAGGCACAAAGGAAGCACACUGUGUUACAGGAAUGUAAAGAGAGAAUUUCUUUCCUGAACUCCCAGAUCGACAACGAGAAGGGCAGACUAAGAAAACUGAGGUUGGAAUUUGAACAACAGCUGGAGGCUUUGAUGAACCAGCACAAGGACCUCUUGGAAUUUCAUAAGCCUGAACAUCUGGCGGAGGAGAUAUGUGCUUUGGACAGCAGCAAGGAGCAGCUGCUCAAGGAAGAGAAACUGAUCGAGGUAAAGCUGGAGGAUGUGAAACAUCGGCUCUCUACCCUAUGUGGGCCUGAGAGGUCUUCCACCCUCACUGAGGGGCUCUUCCUCCGAAGCCAUGAGGCAGCUGCAGCAAUGCAGCUGUUCAAGGAGGAGAACAAGAAAGCUGAGGAGCUCCUGAAUGCUGCAGCUCAGCACCACCAGCAGAUGCAGGAGAGGUGCCAACAGCUGCAGCAGAAACGGCAGAAGCUGAAAGAAGAACUGGAGAGACAGGGGGUACAGAUCCUUGCUCAAGGUCAGAGUAUGCAAGAUGAAGGAGACAACUCAUGGAGGAUGGCCAGUCCCAAGCCCCUAGAAGUCCAUGAGGAGAAGGACCAAGAGCACCCAACAAGCAGGACCUGAUACCCUCCUUGACCUGGAAGACAUACCAACUCCACACUCAUCAUAUGGAACUGUUGAAAUAAAGGGGUUAUUUUGUGUAGUUUGCUUCAUCUGAGUAUGUGUUUAGUGGAAGAAUGGGUGUUGGGGCCAAGCCCUCACAUCGUUGAACCUGGAGAUAUCUUGGCUCAAUUUUGAUUCUUAAUGAGCUUAGGGUCCAAAAUGCUCACCUUGAGUAUCUGGCGCACUCUUCUGAUCCUGGGCAGAAGAAUGCAGAUAUGGACCUUCUUACAGGAUCUGAAUCCAUCCAUAAUUUAAUUCUUUCAUAUAGGCCCAAGAUAGAAUUGACUUAGAAACAAAAGGAAGAUAAUCAUCAGCUUUUACUUCAUGAGGGAA
Onychomys torridus (southern grasshopper mouse) is the source of this 2902-nucleotide messenger RNA. RefSeq names its product synaptonemal complex central element protein 1 (gene Syce1). Gene Ontology annotation, cellular component: synaptonemal complex. Gene Ontology annotation, molecular function: RNA polymerase II cis-regulatory region sequence-specific DNA binding; DNA-binding transcription factor activity, RNA polymerase II-specific. NCBI's taxonomy places the organism in Eukaryota, Metazoa, Chordata, Mammalia, Rodentia, Cricetidae. Gene Ontology annotation, biological process: synaptonemal complex assembly; regulation of DNA-templated transcription. The transcript is spliced from 16 exons. The record is from RefSeq and is a predicted model, not a curated record. The coding region runs from base 254 to 2530 and encodes 758 amino acids.